AGUUACUGAACCUGGCAACCUCAUAGCUCACACAGACCACAACUCUAAACAAGCGGAGCACCUUCUGCGGUCAGCUAACGCUAAGCUAACCAACUGUCUUCUCUCAGUCAUUCAAUUCAUCUGGGUCAGCCAGUCCAUUUAAAUUGCUCCCUUAUAACCAAAAUACAGACAAUGACCUGACGAAUGGACCGCUGCAGUCUCUGCUCAAUCAGAGGGCCACGACAGGAGGUAGAUCAUGAAUGACAAACUAGUCUUCUUGGGACUGCUGUACUUUGUCCAGGGCAUCCCCUACGGUCUCCAGUCCUCCCUGCUUCCUGUCUACCUGCGUGGAGCUGGUCAUUCCCUCACCCGCAUCGGCUUCACCAAGAUCCUCUACUUCCCCUGGGUCCUCAAGGUGCUCUGGGCUCCUUUGGUGGACCGGAUCGGCACUAAGCGUCGCUGGCUGGUGGGGACAGUGUCUGGGCUGGCACUGACAUGUCUCUCCAGUGCUGCACUGGCCCCAGAGGCGCACAUCUGGGGAGUAGCAGGAACUCUGUUGGCCAUGAACACCCUAGCCUCUGUCCAGGAUAUUGCUGUAGACGGGGCAGCUGUGGGGUUGUUGAAAGGUCGUGGAGAGCUGGGGCUGGGCAACACAGCCCAAGUUGUAGGCUAUAAAGCUGGGUCGGUGUUCGCUGGAGGCGGGCUGUUGGCUGUGAUCGACGUGGCUGGAUGGAGCUGGAUGUUCAUGCUGCUGACGUUUGUGUACGCAGGCGUAGCUCUGUUUGUGUGGGGGGCCCCUGUGCUAGAUGAUGAGACUGUGAGGGGCCAGCAGGCAGAUGGCAGCAGAAGGGGAGGGCAGGGAGCUGAUGCAAUGAGGCCAUGGAGGGUGUGGAGAAAACUGCUGGCAGUGCCCGGCACCCCUUGGACAGUCCUGUAUGUGCUCACAUACAAACUGGGUGAGCAGGGUGCAGUGACCAUGUUUCCUCUUUUCCUGUUGGAUCACCACAUGACCGCCAGAGAGCUCGGCUUCUGGAACGGCGUUAUCGCCAUGGGUUUCUCCAUCUGCGGUUCGUCCCUGGGAGGCCUGCUGCUCGCUCAGUUCAGCAUCGGGGCUCUGAUGCGACGUGUGUUUGUGCUGCGAACUGUCAGCAUGGUCUUCCAGAGCUCUCUACUCACUGUGCUGGAACCAUCACCACUCAUGAAAGGUAUGGCUGUCCUUAGCAUGAGUGUUCAACACUUUCUGGGUGGUCUCAUCACCACACUCACCUUCACUACCAUGAUGCAUUGCACUCAGAGGGCUGAGGAAAGCAUUCAGGCAACCCACUACAGUUUCCUGGCAACUCUGGAGGUGCUGGGGAAGCUGACGUUCAGCGCUCUGGCCGGAGGCUUGGUGGAUUGGUUCGGGUUCCAAGUUGCCUUCCUCCUCUUCCUCACCCUCUCCGCUGGGACGGCCCUGCAUGUGUGGACGGCUACCUUCACUGGUGCUCUCAGGGAACACCAGCUCAAAGAACAGCCCAAAUGAGAUCAAGAUCGGCGUUGUUGAGGUCUUGAUAAUUUGCGUCUGCAGGUGCUGAAAAAAAUGUUGAAACGACACCUCAAAUGUCUGUGAAUAAUAAAUAUGAGCCUCAUAACUUCAUUUCAGUUUAGAAGGUCUUAAAGUAAGUUCAGUUUCCUGUUUUGCCAUAUUUUAAGGAGAAAUCAGCCAUGUGAUUAAGUGCUCUGAUGUUACAGAGUGUGUUUGGUUUUUUUUUUUUUGUCAUUUCACUGGCAAAACUGGCCUUACAUUUUAUUUGUUAAACAUUUGAAAUGUGUGAAAAUGUCUUAAUGUUGAAAGUAGUGCGAUGAAACUUGCAGAUACUAUGCAGGUAGAGAUGAGCUCGCUGAGUUUUCUUGACAGGGUGGGAUAAUUUAAUCUAUGUGAUGAAUUUAGUGUGUUGGGCAGUGGCAUACAGACAUACUAUACACCACUGUGCUGAAAGUUUAGAAGUACUUUGGGAAAUAAAGUCAAAGCUACGUUUAUCAUCUGAGCCAUUUAAAUGUUUUAAUAAGCCAGCAAUAAGAGCUCUAGCCAAAAGCAAUAUUGCUACCCUGUGAUGCUUGUCCUAUCAUAUUGUACUGUAUAUGAAUAUGUUAGUCAUUCUCUUGAGUUGUAUGGUUUACAGUUAUAAAUGAAUGAAUCUCUACUACCUCGUAUCAGCAUUGUAUGGUACGAUACGCAGGUGAAUGUACAGUAGCCGCAACUAGAGUAUACUGUACACUCAUUCACAUAAACAGCACUUCCACUAUGUCACAGAAGCCACAGCAGUUAUCCAAAGUAGGUUAUUCUGUCCAUUUAUGAAUUGUAAUUACUUCCUGUUUUUCAGAGUAAAUCUCCCUCAUAGGUUAGAAUUAAAUAAAGCUCAACCUGGACAGUUAGCUUACUUCCUGUAGGAAACUUCAGCCUUACACACUGCAUGGUGCCAUCUCAUUGUCAUUUUUGAAUUAAAAAAAACAAAACAAAGUCUUAUCAAUAAACUCUGAAAAUAAGCCUGUUCUUUAUUAAACUUGAAAGACCAAUGCCACAGGCAAUAUUCUGCAAAUAUUGUUUCACUUUUGUGUUUUAAGUUUUAAGAAAUGCACAAUAAAUACGUACUAUAAAAUAUACUGUAACUUUCCAUGAUAUUGUAUUCUACAGAAGAUAAUGCUCUCCAGGCUUGAAUAUGACUGAAACAGCAGCGUAGAAUGUUUUUCUCGUCAAGCUCUAUGAGAAUAAAACAUAAUCCUCCGUGUAGAUGGAUGCAUUAAUGGAAACAGUCUUAGAAUUGAUAACUGUGUUGACAGGAGACAGAUAAGAGAGGGCUGGAUUGGUUUAGAUACAUGCAGUAUUCUCAGCAAAUUUAGCAAAAUUAUUAUUACAGCUGAUCACCUGCUUUCACCCACAUAAUAAAUAAAGGGAUUUCAUACCACAGCAUUACUGGUUCAUCCAUAUAGCCAGCAGUCUCUGUCAUGCACUGACAUGUAGAACACUUGUUGCAAAGCACAUCUCUUGUCUCUCAGCUACUGUGUUACCUGAGAUUUGCACAAAAAAAUAAAGCUGCUGACAGAA
Messenger RNA from Thunnus maccoyii (southern bluefin tuna), 3064 nucleotides. It is a transcript of the gene slc33a2, whose product is annotated as major facilitator superfamily domain containing 3. NCBI's taxonomy places the organism in Eukaryota, Metazoa, Chordata, Actinopteri, Scombriformes, Scombridae. Gene Ontology annotation, cellular component: membrane. Gene Ontology annotation, biological process: transmembrane transport. The coding region runs from base 236 to 1501 and encodes 421 amino acids. Gene Ontology annotation, molecular function: transmembrane transporter activity. The record is from RefSeq and is a predicted model, not a curated record. The transcript has 6 exons.